Molecule: messenger RNA, 1240 nt
Organism: Tachysurus vachellii
Lineage: Eukaryota; Metazoa; Chordata; Actinopteri; Siluriformes; Bagridae
Gene: rab15
Product: RAB15, member RAS oncogene family
Exons: 8
Coding region: 418-1056 (212 amino acids)
Biological process (GO): Rab protein signal transduction
Molecular function (GO): GTPase activity; GTP binding
Source: RefSeq, a predicted model, not a curated record
ACGAUUAUAUUAUAUACUCCGAAUGAAGUUCACUGACAACGGCAAGCCUGAAAGGACACGCUUUAGAAAAACAAAACGCACAUUUCCUUUGUAGCAGGCCCCGCCCCUUUCUGGAGGUGAACGGAUCUUUCACCGCACCCUUCUCUCCUGUCUCCUCUCCUCUGUGCUCCCGCACCGUCUCCUCCUCCUCUUCCUCCUCCCCCUGCUCUUCCUCCCGCACACUCUCCUCUCUGUAUGACACGAGCAGACCCGCUCUGUGGAUGGACAGAGGAAGACUAGCGCAGGAUGCGGGCUCACGGUCCGGGGCGUGUGUCUGUUUUGGGAAUCCGUCACUGAGCUAGCCGAGCGCUCUCCUCUUCCUCCUCCUCUUCCUCCUCCUCUUCCUCAUCUUCCUCAUCCUUCUUCCUCUCCGACAUCAUGGCCAAGCAGUACGAUGUGCUGUUCAGACUGCUGCUGCUCGGAGACUCGGGAGUCGGAAAAACCUGCCUGUUAUGCAGAUUCACCGACAACGCGUUUCAUCCCUCACACAUUUCCACCAUCGGAGUGGAUUUUAAAAUGAAGACGUUAGAGAUCGAUGGAAUCAAAGUGAGGAUACAGAUAUGGGACACAGCAGGACAGGAGCGAUAUCAGACCAUCACUAAGCAGUACUACAGACGGGCGCAGGGAAUCUUUCUGGUGUAUGACAUCACAAGUGAGCGCUCCUUUCAGCACAUCAUGAAGUGGGCCAGUGAUGUGGACGAGUACGCUCCUGAAAAAGUGCAGAAGGUGCUGAUCGGUAACAAAUCCGACGAGGAACACAAAAGACAAGUGGCCACAGAGCAGGGGAACAAGCUUGCUAAAGCUUACGGAAUGGACUUUUUUGAGACAAGUGCCUUUACCAAUCACAACAUCACAGAGUCCUUUACACGUUUAGCUGAGCUGGUGUUGCAGGCUAAUAAAAAGGACCUCGAUCUCCUACGGGUGUCCAGCAACGACCAGCUGGAUCUAGCAGCGCUGGAGGAAGAGACGGGAGUGUGCGACGGUAGCAGUGACACCCAAAAGACAUGCUGGUGCUGAGGACAGGAAGUGACAUUAACACAUUUUUGCUUUUUCUUAUCCAGUGUCAUUUUUUUGAUUGGAAGAUUUGUUCUUGUCUUUUUUUUGUCUCUCAGUUUGGUGCCUUUCAGUUCGUAGCAUAAAUUUAGACAUUUUGGCAUUUCAAACGUACGAAUGUGGUCAAUAAAGUCAUACAGCAGUUACA